CGAAAACCAACAACCGGCCAAAAAUGCAAAUUUCCGGCACCCAUAUUCUAGUCUUCCCGUACCCGGCUCAAGGUCACAUGUUAUCACUUCUAGACCUCACACACCAACUAGCCAUCCGAGGUGUAUACAUAACUAUACUUGUUACUCCAAAAAACCUCCCUAGUUUGGCCUCUCUUCUUUCAGCCCAUCCAACCACCAUCACCACCCUUGUCCUUCCUCUCCCACCCCACCCGGGUAACCCAUCCGGUAUCGAAAAUGUUAAAGAUUUACCAAUGAGUGGCUUUAGUGCCAUGAUGGUUGCUUUAGGUGAUCUUUACAAGCCAGUUUUGACUUGGGCAAGAAACCAUUCUAAUCCGCCUAGCGCGAUAUUGUCGGAUUUUUUUUUGGGUUGGACUAAUCGCUUGGCGAAAGAGCUGGGCAUCCGACGAUAUUGCUAUUCUCCGUCGGGUGCGUUAGCUCUUUCUGUUAUUUUUUGUUUGUGGAAAUAUCAACCAAAAAGAUGUGAUAAGACGGAUACGAAUGAAAUUAUAAAAUUUGAUAAAAUUCCUAAUAGUCCACAAUAUCCUUGGUGGCAAAUAUCUCCAGUUUAUCGAAGCUAUGUGGAAGGAGACCCGACUUCGGAAUUUAUUAAGGAAGGGUUCUUAGGAGAUAUUGAGAGUUGCGGAAUUGUUAUAAAUUCGUUCACUGAACUGGAACGAAUUUAUGUUGACUAUCUUAAAGAGGAACUAGGCCAUGACCGUGUAUUUGCGGUCGGGCCUCUUUUACCUCUUGGUACGGAAGUAAUUGAAAGAGGUGGGCCUAGUUCGAAUAAUGAUGUCUUAUCUUGGCUUAACACAUGUGAGAAUCAAACAGUCGUGUAUGUUUGUUUUGGAAGUCACUUGGUGCUGACUAAUAGUCAGAUGGUUGCGGUCGCAUCAGGGUUAGAGAAAAGUGGGGUCAAGUUUGUAUGGUCUGUCAAGGAACCCACAGGAGGACACGUGGCAAGUGAGUGUGGAAGGAUCCCAGAAGGAUUUGAAGAUCGUGUGGCUGGGAGGGGUCUUGUUGUUAGAGGGUGGGCUCCACAAGUGGCGAUCUUGAAUCAUGACUCGGUUGGUGCAUUCUUGACUCAUUGUGGGUGGAACUCGAUUACCGAAGGAGUGGUGGCAGAAGUUUUAUUGCUUACGUGGCCGAUGAGUGCCGACCAAUACUCAAACGCCACAUUGUUACACGACUUAAAAGUGGGAAUGAAAGCCUGUGAGGGAGAAAAGACCGUUCCCGAUUCUAAUGUGUUAGCUAAGUUGUUCAUCAAAUCAGUGAGUGACGAAUCGCGAGUUGAAAGAGAACGAGCAAAGGAGUUUGCCAAGGCUGCCAAGAAAGCGAUUUGUGAAAAGGGAAGUUCAGUAGCAGAAUUGGAUCGAUUAGUGGCCAAUGUAUCAUGUUAAAACAGAUUGAACAAUUAGCAAUAAAAUGCCUAUUUCUUUUGUAUUAUUGUAACUUAUAAUAUCAUAUUUUCUUAUAAAAGAUGAUCAAAAGUUCAUCCGAUUAA
Messenger RNA from Erigeron canadensis, 1525 nucleotides. Its product is annotated as UDP-glycosyltransferase 89B2-like. Gene Ontology annotation, molecular function: UDP-glycosyltransferase activity. The transcript has a single exon. Lineage: Eukaryota; Viridiplantae; Streptophyta; Magnoliopsida; Asterales; Asteraceae. Bases 24 to 1421 code for a protein of 465 amino acids. The record is from RefSeq and is a predicted model, not a curated record.